AUGAAGAAGAAUUGCAACAACUACAAGAAGUGGUUUGAAAAGAACAAGAACAAAGAUACGGGUGCCUCGAUUCAUAUAGCUCACAAUGUGCAAGAAUUCACAAGAAGGAGGGAACCAAGAAAGCAUGAAGUUAAAAUGUUCAUGGGGAAUGGAGAGCAAGUAGAUGUGGAAGCCAUUGGAGUAGUGCAGCUAAAACUAGAUUCUGGUUUUAUUUGA
This is a messenger RNA of Prunus armeniaca (apricot), 216 nucleotides long. Lineage: Eukaryota; Viridiplantae; Streptophyta; Magnoliopsida; Rosales; Rosaceae. The record is from the annotation of a GenBank genome assembly.